Marmota monax (woodchuck) is the source of this 1403-nucleotide messenger RNA. RefSeq names its product Rab interacting lysosomal protein like 2 (gene Rilpl2). Gene Ontology annotation, molecular function: protein dimerization activity. The record is from RefSeq and is a predicted model, not a curated record. Gene Ontology annotation, biological process: cilium assembly. Bases 225 to 959 code for a protein of 244 amino acids. The transcript is spliced from 5 exons. Gene Ontology annotation, cellular component: cytoplasm; ciliary basal body. NCBI's taxonomy places the organism in Eukaryota, Metazoa, Chordata, Mammalia, Rodentia, Sciuridae.
CUGUCCCCUUCGGCCCCAGGCCACCUCCUGCAGCCGCGCUCCAGCACCGGGCACCCGCGUCCGCGCCGGACAGUCCCCGCGCUAUUCCCGGGUCCACCCCUCGGCCGUGCUGAUUGGGCAGGCGGGGUCUCCGCCCGGCGGAAAGUUUUCGGUGCCUGGAGGAAGUUGAACCUUGGAAACUCCGAGCAAGCGACUCCGGUGGUGGCCUCGGGGGACUCGAGGUCAUGGAGGAGCCCCCGGUGCGAGAGGAGGAGGAAGGAGACGGAGAGGUGGAUGAAGCCGGGCCCGAGGGCGCCCUGGGCAAGAGCCCCUUCCAGCUGACCACCGAGGACGUGUACGACAUCUCCUACGUGGUGGGCCGCGAGCUGAUGGCCUUGGGCAGCGACCCUCGGGUGACCCAGCUGCAGUUCAAGAUUGUCCGCGUGCUAGAGAUGCUGGAGGCGCUGGUGGAUAAGGGCAGCCUGGCCGCAGAGGAGCUGAGGAUGGAGAGGGACAACCUCCGGCAGGAGGUGGAGGGGCUGCGGAGACGGGGCCCGCCUGCCCAAGGGGAGGUGAACCUGGGACCGGACAAAAUGGUGGUUGACUUGACGGAUCCCAACCGGCCGCGCUUCACCCUGCAGGAGCUGCGGGAUGUGCUGCAGGAGCGCAACAAGCUCAAGUCCCAGCUGAUAGUGGUGCAGGAAGAGCUGCAGGGCUACAAGAGUGGCCUGAUUGCACCAAGAGAAGGCCCAGGGGGAAGAAGAAGAAACGAUACUGUGGUUACCAGAGCCUGCAAUGCCAACAGUGACAAGGAGGAGAAGACAAUCAUGAAGAAGCUUUCUCGGCGGACACAACAUCUUUUUUUGUACAUGGUGCUGAGGAUCGAACCCGGGCCGAACGAAUGCCAGGCGAGCGCUCUACCGCUUGAGCCACAUCCCCAGCCCCCACUGUUCUCCUUCCGGUCUGGGAAGCAGACCUAGAUCAAAGCCGUGACCUCUGACCUCAGACUUGACCACAGCAAGAUGCCCUCCAGACCAUCUCCCUCCGCGUCCAAACUGUUUUUGCUCUUUUGCUUCCGAGGAAGGAGCGGAGGUUGUCACAGGCUCACCUUCUCACGGCCACAGAACUGGACACCCUGGAACUUCUGGCCAGGGCGGGCGACGGGGCCCCAAGAAAUCCAGAAAGCAGAAGGAGUGUGAGAUAGAGCGACCUCCUGCCUCUAGGGCCCGGAGAGGCCUCCAGUGUGUGGACACCUCCGGUCCCACCAAUGCCCCAGGCCUUUGAAGGUGGCAAGGUGGGGGAGAAAGGAGGAGUACGUGGUACUGACUUCCCAGUGCCCUCUUCACUGGUACUUGGCGAAUAUUCGAUUUAGCUCCUGUGACUUCCUUUACAUGAUUUUGUAUUAAAGUUAAAUGACUUUUGUA